GCUGUAGAAAACAGUCAUGGAUGGAUUUAGAAGACGACACGACCAUUUUAACAACCCUGAAGUCCUUCAAUUCCUUCAUCAGCCGCCCCGAACAUCCACAGCGGCUGUCAGAACACUCAGCAGGGAGUGGAAUCCUGCAGAGUCAGUACAAGCGCAGCAUGGAGCUUUUAGAAGCAGCAGAGAGGGUUCACUCCAAGAAUCGCUACCUGCAGUUGGACCAGGAAAAGAAACAGAUGGAGCUGAGUCACAAACGGGCUCGUUUUGAGCUGGAGAAGGCAGCCUCAGACAGCGCACGAGACUUGGAGCAUGAGGUGGAUCGGAACCAGGAGCUUUUGGGACAAAUAAAGAAGCUGGAGGAGAGAGCGGAAGAGGUGAAUAAGAAGCUAACACAGCAGAAGGAAGCAAAUGAUGCUCUCCAGAAGAACCUGGAGGGUCUAAACAAGACACUGGAGGAAAGAGAUGAUAAGCUUGGCACAGCUAACCAGACCAUCAGCUCUUUGAAGGAUGAGAUCAGAGAGCUCAGGCAGAAGAUUCAAAACCAAGACUCAAAAAUGUCUGCUCAAACGCUCGAAAACCAGGAGUUACAGGAAAAGCUAGAUUUGCAACAAAGGAAGUAUCAGGAAGUCUCUCAACUUUGCCAAAGUCUCCAAGCUGCGCAGUCCUCAUGCUCUGAUCACAUAAUCAAGAUUAAGGAGUUGGAAAGGCGGCUUGUGUUCCAGGAGCAGGACUUUGCCAUUGUGAAGACUGUAAAGUCAGAGGUGGCCAGAGUUCCAGAUCUGGAAAAGGAGCUGAAGCGCCUCAGAGAUGAUAAUGCCUACCUCAGGGAGAGCAGAGAAAAUUGCAGCCUGUUGAAAGAGGAGGUGGAGGGUCUGCGGAAGAAGCUGGAGAGGAUGGAGAAAACCAAAGAAGAGCUGAUCAACAUGGAACUGGAAAAAGAGAGGCUCACAGAGAAGCUCCACGCCUGGGAGAACCUUGGGCAAUCUACUGGACUCAACAUAAGGAAACCCGAGGAUCUGUCCAGGGAGGUGAUUCAGAUCCAGCAGAGAGAAAUUGCUCUGAAAGAGCAGAACUACACACUCAACAGCCGUGUGAGGAGUGUGGAGCGUUCACAGUCUGAGCUUCGUGCAGAGCUGACCCAGCAGCACAGCAAGACUCUGGAGGAGCAAAAGAAGAGAGAGGCACAGGACGCUCUUGUCCGUCGACUGCAGAAGCGGGUGCUGCUGUUAACCAAGGAGCGGGAUGGAAUGCGUGCCAUAUUAGAGUCCUAUGACAGCGAGCUGGCGCCUACUGAGUACUCUCCUCAACUGAGCAAACGCCUCAGGGAGGCCGAGGACAUACUGCAGAAGACACAGAGCCAUAAUGCAGAGAUGGAGGCUCAGCUGACCAAAGCGCAGGAGGAGACAGGGACACUAAAACUGCAGCUACAAACAGCGGAGCUGGAGCUGGAGUCUUUAAAGAAGCAGCAGGCCUCUGCUACUGACAGCAACUCUUUACUGACCAAAGAAGAGGUCACCAUUCUCAGACAGAAAAUUGAAGAUUUAGAGAGAGAGCGGCAACGUUUGGAGGAGCAGAAUAACAUUCUGGAGAUGAGACUGGAGAGGCACAACCUACAGGGAGACUACGAUCCAGUCAAAACCCGUGUUCUCCACCUCAAAGUGAACCCCAUCGCCAUUGCCAAACAAGAGCGCCAGCAGGAAGUGGAGGCUCUCCGACAAGAAGUGACACGGCUCAGGGAUCUUGUACGCUCUUUGCAGAGUGGAGGUGCUGUGGGGCAUUCCCAGGAUGACACGCACAACCCCAGCUUCAGCCUUAGUUUGGCUCCUUCAAAGGAAGUAUUGGAUUUGCGUAAACAAAUGGAGAGUUCAGAGCUGAGGAACCAGAGACUUAAAGAGGUGUUUCAGAGAAAAAUACAGGAGUUUCGCACAGUGUGCUACGUCCUGACCGGCUACCAGAUCGAUAUAACCACUGAGAACCAAUACCGGCUCACGUCUGUCUACGCGGAGCACAUGGAUGACUCCUUGCUCUUCAAAAAGGGCUCCAACGGAAGCAUGCAGCUUAUGGAAACAGAGUUCUCCAAAACUCUGGGAGAGAUGGUGGCUCUUCAUCUGCAUCACCAGAAGAGCAUCCCAGCGUUCCUCUCCGCCGUGACCCUCGACCUCUUCAGCCGACAGACCACAGUCUGACAGAACUGCACACCAUCUCACACACUCGUGUAAAAAUUCGAGAUGAGCUUAAGUUUUAUUUUGACUCCCCCCCCCAUCGCCCUCUAUAUACUUCACUUUUCCCCUCGCCUCAUACAAUAUUCAUAAAUUGUUUUGAUUGUGCCGGUAUGUUUCAGCAGCUCUGUUGUAUGAAUAGAUCAGCGAGUGCUGUUUUUGUGGCGGAUGAGCACCUGCUUUGAUAGAAUUUCUUUCACUGAAAAGCAGCUUGGUGCGCCUAUUUGUACAAUGAAUAUUUCAUCAAUAAAGUCUCGAGGAAACCA
This is a messenger RNA of Pundamilia nyererei, 2482 nucleotides long. It is a transcript of the gene mad1l1, whose product is annotated as mitotic arrest deficient 1 like 1. Lineage: Eukaryota; Metazoa; Chordata; Actinopteri; Cichliformes; Cichlidae. Gene Ontology annotation, biological process: mitotic spindle assembly checkpoint signaling; attachment of mitotic spindle microtubules to kinetochore. The record is from RefSeq and is a predicted model, not a curated record. The transcript has 18 exons. Gene Ontology annotation, cellular component: kinetochore; nuclear envelope; mitotic spindle. The coding region runs from base 21 to 2183 and encodes 720 amino acids.